Molecule: messenger RNA, 483 nt
Organism: Anopheles maculipalpis
Lineage: Eukaryota; Metazoa; Arthropoda; Insecta; Diptera; Culicidae
Exons: 2
Coding region: 1-483 (160 amino acids)
Source: RefSeq, a predicted model, not a curated record
AUGAAUUGCUUCAAGUGUAGCUGUGGUUGCGAUCGACUCACCAAAGAAGAGCUAGAGCACAUACUCCAAUCUACAAACAGUUAUCGAGAAUUUCUCAACAAUGAAACUGCACGCAACAUGUUCAGAAGCAUGAUUUAUCCCGAUGAGACCAACACACCGCAACCAUCCGGAUCUCAAAAUCGUCCCGUGGGAAAACGUCCCAAACCGAUGGCCAUUAAAUAUUUGGAAUUAAUCGAAGAAGCUGAUCGGUUGCGUCAGGCAAACGAUUUGAGCGAGGAAGAUGUUGAAAAGUUUGCCGAUUCUGUUCCCGACCUGGAACUGGGCGAUCGGCUGUGCGAAAGUACCAGCACGAAUCGUGAAGAAGUGCUGAAGGACAUCAUUAGGAAGUAUGGCCCCAAUCUGACCGUAACUGACGAGUACAAGAAGUUUAUAACGAAACUUACCAAAGCGCAUGAUGGUAAAAUUAAACUUGAAAAGUCUUAG